This is a messenger RNA of Orycteropus afer afer, 2253 nucleotides long. The record is from RefSeq and is a predicted model, not a curated record. Lineage: Eukaryota; Metazoa; Chordata; Mammalia; Tubulidentata; Orycteropodidae.
AUGAAUGCUGCUGUUCGUGCUGUGGUGCGAAUGGGAAUCUAUGUAGGAGCCAAAGUGUAUUUUAUAUAUGAGGGUUACCAAGGUAUGGUAGAUGGAGGUUCUAAUAUUGUUGAAGCCUCAUGGGAAAGUGUCUCGAGCAUUCUCCAAAUGGGAGGAACAAUCAUUGGCAGUGCACGUUGCCAAGCGUUUCGUACUCGGGAAGGUCGCUUGAAAGCUGCCUGUAACUUGAUUCACCUGGGAAUUACAAAUCUGUGUGUAAUUGGUGGAGAUGGAAGCUUAACAGGGGCGAAUAUCUUCAGGAAGGAAUGGAGUGGACUGCUGGAAGAGUUGGCUCAAGAUGGCAAGAUUGAUUCAGAUGCCGUGAAGAAGUAUGCGUACCUCAACAUCGUGGGCAUGGUAGGCUCCAUUGACAAUGACUUCUGUGGGACAGACAUGACGAUUGGCACAGAUUCGGCUCUGCAUAGGAUUAUUGAAGUGGUUGAUGCUAUCAUGACCACGGCACAGAGCCACCAGAGGACCUUUGUUUUGGAGGUGAUGGGGAGACACUGUGGAUAUUUAGCCCUGGUUAGUGCCUUGGCCUGUGGUGCAGAUUGGGUGUUUCUUCCUGAAUCUCCCCCAGAAGAAGGCUGGGAGGAAAAUAUGUGCAUUAAACUAUCAGAGAAUCGUGCUCGAAAGAAAAGGCUGAAUAUUAUCAUUGUGGCUGAAGGAGCAAUUGAUUGCCAAAAUAAACCUAUUACUUCUGAGAAAAUCAAAGAUUUAGUAGUUAAACAACUGGGAUUUGACACUCGAGUGACAAUACUUGGACAUGUGCAAAGAGGAGGAACUCCAUCAGCUUUUGAUAGGAUUUUGGCCAGUCGAAUGGGGGUGGAGGCUGUAAUUGCCCUUCUAGAAGCAACCCCAGAGACCCCGGCUUGUGUGGUUUCCCUGAGUGGAAACCACGCCAUACGCCUGCCCCUGAUGGAAUGUGUGCAGAUGACCCAAGAUGUGCAAAAGGCAAUGGAUGAAAGAAGAUUUAAAGAUGCUGUUCAACUUCGAGGAAGGAGCUUUGAGAGCAACCUGAAUACCUAUAAGCGGCUUUGUAUCAAGCUUCCAGAUUCACAGAUUAGCAAUUGUAAUGUGGGUGUUAUAAAUGUGGGCGCCCCUGCAGCUGGGAUGAAUGCUGCCGUGCGUUCAGCUGUACGAGUGGGAAUAUCUGAUGGCCAUAGAAUGCUUGCUAUCUACGAUGGCUUUGAUGGAUUUUACAAAGGUCAGAUAAAAGAAAUCGGUUGGACAGAUGUUGGAGGUUGGACCGGCCAAGGAGGAUCGAUUCUUGGGACAAAACGUAUUCUACCUGGAAAGCAUUUGAAGGAGAUUGCUGCACAGAUGCGUGCUCAUAAUAUCAACGCUCUAUUGAUUAUUGGUGGAUUUGAGGCUUAUCAGGGUGCUCAGAUGAUAGCUGAGGCCAGAAACAGCCAUGAGGAGUUUUGCAUUCCUAUUUGCGUUCUGCCUGCUACUAUUAGCAACAAUGUGCCAGGCACAGAAGGAAGUAUUGGUGCUGAUACUGCCCUGAAUGUCAUUGCAGAGACAUGUGACCGCCUCAAACAGUCAGCCAGUGGGACCAAGCGUCGUGUGUUCAUCAUUGAGACCAUGGGUGGCUACUGUGGUUACCUGGCCAACAUGGGGGGCCUUGCAGCUGGAGCUGAUGCAGCUUAUAUUUUUGAAGAACCAUUUGAUAUCAGAGACCUGCAGUCCAACGUGGAGCACCUGACGGAGAAAAUGAAGACCACCAUUCAGAGGGGUCUUGUGCUCAGAAAUGAGAACUGCAAUGAAAAUUAUACCACUGAUUUCAUUUGCCAGCUUUAUUCAGAAGAAGGAAAAGGAGUAUUUGAUUGUAGAAAGAACGUGCUGGGUCACAUGCAGCAGGGUGGAGCACCUUCUCCAUUUGAUAGAAACUUUGGAACAAAAAUUUCUGCCAGAGCUAUGCAGUGGAUUACUACAAAACUAAAAGAACCUCAUGGAACAGGAAGAAAGUUUGUAACUGAUGACUCAGUCUGUGUGCUAGGAAUAAGCAAAAGAAACCUUAUUUUCCAACCAGUGGCAGAGCUAAAGAAGCACACGGAUUUCGAGCACAGAAUUCCCAAAGAACAGUGGUGGUUGAAACUGCGGCCUGUAAUGAAAAUUUUAGCUAAGUACAAAGCAAGUUAUGAUGUAUCUGAUUCAGGCCAGCUCGAGCACGUGCACUGCCGUCCCCAAGAGGAAUCUGUAGGGAUUUAA